Messenger RNA from Meriones unguiculatus (Mongolian gerbil), 2414 nucleotides. RefSeq names its product activation induced cytidine deaminase (gene Aicda). Lineage: Eukaryota; Metazoa; Chordata; Mammalia; Rodentia; Muridae. Gene Ontology annotation, biological process: defense response to virus; negative regulation of single stranded viral RNA replication via double stranded DNA intermediate; cytidine to uridine editing. Bases 85 to 681 code for a protein of 198 amino acids. Gene Ontology annotation, cellular component: P-body; nucleus; cytoplasm. The transcript has 5 exons. The record is from RefSeq and is a predicted model, not a curated record. Gene Ontology annotation, molecular function: RNA binding; zinc ion binding; cytidine deaminase activity.
CUGCACUGAAGCAGCCUUGCUUGAAGCAAGCUUCCUUUGGCCUCAGAAUUUGAAGGAGCCAAGACCGCCACGCUGGAGACUGAUAUGGACAGCCUUCUGAUGAAGCAAAAGAAGUUCCUUUAUCACUUCAAAAAUGUCCGCUGGGCUAAAGGCCGGCACGAGACCUACCUGUGCUACGUAGUAAAGAGGAGGGACAGCGCCACUUCUUUUUCGCUGGACUUUGGCCACCUCCGCAACAAGUCGGGGUGCCACGUGGAAUUGCUAUUCCUACGUUACAUCUCCGACUGGGACCUGGACCCUGGCCGGUGUUACCGCGUCACCUGGUUCACCUCCUGGAGCCCCUGCUACGACUGCGCCCGGCACGUGGCCGAGUUUCUGAGGUGGAACCCCAACCUCAGCCUGAGGAUCUUCACCGCGCGCCUCUACUUCUGCGAGGACCGCAAGGCGGAGCCCGAGGGGCUGCGGAGGCUGCACCGCGCCGGGGUCCAGAUCGGAAUCAUGACCUUCAAAGACUAUUUCUACUGCUGGAACACCUUUGUGGAGAAUCACGAAAGAAGAUUUAAAGCCUGGGAAGGGCUGCAUGAAAAUUCCGUCCGGCUUACUCGACAGCUUCGGCGCAUCCUUUUGCCCCUGUAUGAAGUCGAUGACCUGCGAGAUGCAUUCCGUGUUCUGGGACUUUGAUGGCAGCCUCCCGGGGCGCCACGUGAUGGAAUUCCUCUGCUGAAGAGAGCGGGUGGGAAACCAUCCUCCGAGCUGCCUGUUUUUCUUCUUAAGCACCCACGUUCGUGGAGCGUAGGCGUGAAACUGUCUAUGACUUUUUAAAAACCCUUGAGAGCCGCAGCGUGGCCUAGGACAUCCAGCGAGGUGAGGCGACGGGUAGUUCCGAUUGCAACAUCGCCAUCUACCGGGGAACGGCCGAACGUCAGGACGUUGGACCACAGUUAAGAGAUGCCCUCUCUGCCUCUCUGACUUCUCCGCAGGGUGGAAACCGAAGGCAUAUACGCUUAGAACGGCGCGUGGAGACGAUCACGCGGUUUGUUACACCCACCCACACAGUCUUUUCUGUUAUCAUUCACUUGAAUUGUGAAGGGCAUCAGUGACAGAUCUUUCUACUCUUUUCCUUUGAGGCUCACUUACAAGGAACCUCCUCUGACGAGGCCAUGGAUUGUGGGCUGUCCUGAUGAGGGAGUCUGAGUGAUACAUAGCAAACCAUUCUCUCGACAGCAUUAACAGGCAGGCACGUGCUGUAUGUUUUCACUGUCUGUCGUGUUUUUCACAUUUGUGUUCGAGAGGGCUUGGGGUGGGACUGGGAAUACACAUGAUCACCUCUGGGUCAUUUUAAUAAAGGUCUCAAACGCAGAUGAGGAUUAUGAAGAAAUCACGGUGAAAACGAGUUAAUGCCCUCAGGGAGCAAAUCCUCUGGGAACACAGCCUCUUUUUAUUUUUUUUUAAAUGUAAUUAGUUUAUUUACAAUCUUAUCUAGUAUAAGAGUUCAAGAGUUUAAUCCAGUUUUCAGAUCAGGUCUCUUAAACAUUUGUCAUUCAGUUAAAGGGAUCAGUUAAACAUCCUCAUUUUUUAAGUAGUUGGUGCCUUUGCUAUAAAGAAAGGAGCAGAAAAUCCACGUCCAAAUCACACAGUCAUCAUAGCCUGUUUCCUACUGAAAAAUGGACCAUUCUUCCCCGGGCUCAGACGGACCACAGAGGUGGUGAACCUUGAGAGACUCUGGCCCAACGUGGCUCUUUGGAAAGUUCUGUAAGGGGCACAGAGAUCGAAGACGGCAGAAAUGGCCACACGACCCUGGUCUCCUUUCCUCACGGCCUUGGGAACUGACCCUUGAAGGAGCCUGUGGUUUAGAACCACCACCAACGUCUACCAAUGGACACCUUGGCGUUGCUUGAGUAUGGAGAAGUAAUUUAUUUUCUUUGAUGGUGGCAAAAGAUGUUAAACAAAAUUCUCUAGUUUUUAUAUGUGUGGGAUGCUGCUCCCCCAAAUGGUGAACUGUAUGAGAGGGUGACAAAAUAGAAUCAUACCUGAUGCCAGGCAAGGCGGCACUCAUCCGUAGUUCCAGCAUCCGGGAGGCUGAGGCAGGAGGAUUGAACGUUUGAGACCCUGCUUCAAAUAGUGUGGCAGAGGUGGCUGGGAGGCUGUGGGGGUAAACAAUGGUUAACAAGGAAAAGAAUGAAAGCCCACGGCAAGGAAAUUAUGCUUUACCCAACCAAAUGGAGGGAGCCGGCAUAGACUCCCUGUUUGUCCCUCUUUAAGCCUUGUCUCCCUAAACAACUCCGGUGAUGAGAAAAAAUAUUCAGAAUAAACAGCCCUUGUAGUUAUUUUCUUGUUACCCUCAUAACACAAUUCAAAGACCCACGGGAAAUUCUAAACACACAACUGUAUUUACUGUAUGGAAGUUGCUGCAG